Synchiropus splendidus (mandarinfish) is the source of this 1636-nucleotide messenger RNA. It is a transcript of the gene ankrd34bb, whose product is annotated as ankyrin repeat domain 34Bb. Gene Ontology annotation, molecular function: protein binding. Lineage: Eukaryota; Metazoa; Chordata; Actinopteri; Syngnathiformes; Callionymidae. The coding region runs from base 22 to 1605 and encodes 527 amino acids. The record is from RefSeq and is a predicted model, not a curated record. The transcript has 2 exons.
GAGGAGAGUGAAGAAGUGACCAUGGAAGAGUCGACUGAGGUGCGGACCGACGGGAACUCGCUGCUCAAGGCGGUGUCCCUGUGUCGCCUGCGGCUGACCCGCCUCCUGCUAGAGGGCGGGGCUUACAUCAACGAAAGCAACGAGCAGGGAGAGACGCCGCUCAUGGUGGCCUGCAGGACCCGCCACUCUGACUCACAGAGCGUGGCCAAACACAAAGUGGUCCGGUACCUGCUGGAGAACGGAGCGGACCCAAACAUUCAGGACAAGACCGGCAAAACCGCUCUGAUGCACGCAUGUUUGGAAGAGGCCGGGCCGGAGAUUCUGCUGCUUCUGCUCAACAGCCAGGCGGACCCGACGCUGGAGGACCAUUGCGGGGCCUCGGCGCUGGUGCAUGCGCUCAAUUCGGGCAACAGAGACGCCCUCAGGAUCCUGCUGGACGCCUGCAAGGCCAAGGGUAAGGAGGUGAUCAUCAUCACCACCAACAAGUCGCCCUCCGGACAUCAGAUGACCAGGCAGUACCUGAAUGUCCCGCCACCUUGUGACCCCGAGGAGCGCCUGCCCCACACUCACAUGGCUCCACAAACAGGGAGCCCACACCUGGGCCACAAGAAGUCCCCGUUUGCAGGCCCCACAGCAGACCCACCCUCCAGCCCGCCUGUUUCCCCGGUCCAAACCCCGAGCCCGUUGUACGUCCCCAGCGUGGAGAAGCGGCUCAAUUUCCAGAGGCUGGGCUCGGAGCAGUGGCUCAAAGGUCCCUCUGCGGGGGUCCAGGCCCCGCCGCUGGCAGGAGAGCUGCGGGAGAGGUCCGCUGAGGACGAGCGGCCUCCUCGAGUCGCCGGCCAGGGGCGCCACCCGCCCUUUUCCCGCCACCACAGCAUCGACGUCAAAGACGCAGCAGGACUCCUGAAAGCUCUGGACACGCCGCCCGGAAGUGUGGCCCCGGGGAAGAGACUCUUGGGCAGGAAGAUGUCGUACGACGGCGCCGCCAGCUCCCUGCACUCUGCCUCCCAUCCAAACCUCAACCAGCCUGGGCCCAGCCGCGCCCAGAAGGACUCGCCCGACACUCAGCUGCAUGUUUCCAGCCUGCAGAACGUGGUGAGGCGGCGCAGCAUUGGCAUCGGCCACUACAGUUCCGACUCUCAGCUGCCCCAGUUCGGCAGCCGGGACAGCAAGAGCCCGGCUAGUUCCACAGCUGGGACGGAGCGCCUCAGACUCCUCUUCAGCAGGUCCUCCAACCUGUCAGGGUCCAGGGAGUCUCUGGAGAGUGCUGUCCCCCAGAGAGGGGCUGCCGGCCUGGAACGGAGGGGCUCUGGAGCUCUACUUCUGGACCACAUCGCCCACACACGACCCGGAUUCCUCCCACCUCUCAACCCCCAUAUUCCAAUACCCGACAUCGGUGCCAGUUUAGGCGCGUCACGUGCUCUAGGUGGGAGCAGCAAAACUCUGAGUGGCGGUCCAGCAGGGUCCAAGCCCGUCCUGCCCUGCGUCCCCAUCUUCCUGAAGGACCUGAAAGCCAAGAAGAUGCUGUGGAGACGCCACUCCAUGCAGAGCGAGCAGAUCACACAGCUGGUCGACUUCGAGGAGAACCUGCAGCGACAGACAUGACUGGGUGUCCACCAGCACGGACUCAUGGAAG